Messenger RNA from Xyrauchen texanus (razorback sucker), 2416 nucleotides. Its product is annotated as OX-2 membrane glycoprotein-like. The transcript is spliced from 5 exons. Gene Ontology annotation, molecular function: cell-cell adhesion mediator activity. Lineage: Eukaryota; Metazoa; Chordata; Actinopteri; Cypriniformes; Catostomidae. The record is from RefSeq and is a predicted model, not a curated record. Bases 22 to 879 code for a protein of 285 amino acids.
CAACAAUGCCACUGAUUCAUAAUGCUGUGUCUUUUAAUCAUCUUAAGCUUCAUAAUUGGAGCUUAUCCUUCAGAUAUUGUUGCACAAGGAGACAAAACUGCUUUGUUCGGACAGGAUGCUUCACUAUCUUGCACAUGGCCAAGCGCGUCUGGAGUCAAUCAAGUCACUUGGCAGCGGGUGAGGGCUGAUGAAGGCGUUCAAAAUGUGGCCACAUUCAGCGAACGCUUCAAGGAUCAUGUUGAUGAUCAGUAUGUCGGAAAAGUCAGCUUCACCAUGGCUUCAUUAAAUUCAACGUCCAUUGUGAUAAAAAACGUAACAUUUGAAGACGAGGCUUGCUACAUUUGUUCAUUCAAAGCGUAUCCAUUAGGACCCAAAAGGGAAACUCUGUGUCUCACUGUUAAAGGUAUAGCUAAAAUAACAGCAACAGUCAAUCCUGCACCCAAUUCUGAACCAGAUAUUAUAGUCUCAUGUUCAGCCACUGGUAAACCUACACCAAUACUCAAGUGGAAAUCCACAGAGAAAGAGUUGAACCUCAAACUCUUAAGGUCCCACAAUUUCACAACGCUCAACAAUGACAGCUCAUCCACCACUACAAUUAACCUCACACUUCCAAUGUCACAGUUCCAAGGGAAGUAUGUAGAAUGUUUGGCUGAAAGUGGCAGCAUGGAGGACAGUCUCCCAAUCUAUGUGCCUGGAGAUGAAAAAGUGAACAAUGUUACAUCAAGAAGCUAUAUCAUUACAAUUUGGGUCUUCGUUAUUGUGGUUAUUUUUAGUAUUGUCAUCAUUACAGUCAUCUACCUUCACACCAGGCUAAAUGGAUCCAUGUUUAGGAUGAAAUCUACAGAAUCAGAUCUUUCUCUAAAGCAGUUGGAAUGUUAACUCAGCAGCUAAAGUACCACAGAUUAUGCAUCUUUGGCUUGUAACCAUUGUGAAUGUGCACCAGUUUGUUCUUUAAAGGAAAUCACUAAUGAAAAAGUAUUUAGGAUUAUUGCCUAGUUUUAUUAUUUUAAUUUUUUUUUAUUAUUAUUAGUUUAGUAAGUUAUUUAUUUAUUUGAAAUAAUUAUUACAUUUUAGUGUACAGUAUUCUACUGAAUAAAUAUGGCUACAAAUGUAGCAGUUAUUGUACUUUUUACAUGUCAUGGAAAUUAGAUCACUCCUUGGAGAUAGUGUUGCGGUCAUAUCUAUGAAAACUUUAUUUAUAUACCUUGAAAUUCUCAUGGGCUCAUGCAUUUGCACUUUAAAACCUUUUUUUUAUUGUUAUGCUACACUAAAUAUUUUGUGUUCUUCGUCUUUUUUUUUAUUUUUAUUGUUUCAUAUUUAUUGGAGUUGAAUUUGCAACAGUAACUCAUAGCAUAAAGCAAUGUAAACAAAUUAUUGGGUUUUGUUUUAACACAAUGAAAAUGCUAUUUAUAUGUUUGACUGUAUGUCUUGAUGUCUUCCCACAAUCCUUUGUCACAAAUCAUAGUGGUAUUGUUUUUGAGCAAUGAGGGUCAUUUGAAUGAACAUUAUGAAUCAAUACUAAGAGAGGAGCCAACCCUGUUUUCAGGAAAGUGAAAGUUACAGUACAGCAUGUGGCUUAUAGACAGAUAAAGUGAAAGUUAUGUGGUUUAUAGAAAUGAAAAGGAAAAGCUACAUUCCUAGAAAUGUCACCUCUCCCAAAACAUUUAAUUCAUGCUUCAAAACCUAGUUAUUGUGUCAGUAAAUUGGCCAAUGCAUAAGGAGAGCUGUGACUCCAAUGGCUAAGAGGGGGCAAAGAAUGAUAAUGUUGUGCACAUAACAAUGCCAACAAAAUGAUAAAUUUUUUUGUCAUUGUGUAAGCCGUACCCUGGAAAUAUUCGUAAUAUACACAUUUCAUUUUUGUUGACAAUGACUGCUUACUGUACUAUACAAGAAUGUCAGUUUUGUCUAGUGGAAUGCUAUUGUGUAUCUGGGCUUUUUAGAUACUGAUUUCAAAGUUUAAAUAAAAGUCAAUACUCUACAACACUGUAGUACACAGAAAAAGGAAAUGCACAUCUGUAUGUAUACAGUAAAUGUUUUUUUGUAGCAAUGUGUUACAUGUAAACAGCAAAUUCACAUUUGCAUGUCCAUUCUUACACAUUUCUUACAUGUAAAGUCAUAUACAGUGAACAGAAAAUUGCCACAAAAUGACAUCCAUUAAAAAAAAUAAAUAAAAUAAAAUGUGUACCUCCUCACAGUAUGUAACACUACAAGAUCCCAUCUUCUUGGUGGACAUCAUGUCACUCUUGUUGGUCUGGCCAGAGAGUUAGAAGAUAUCACAAACAUUCCAUGUCAUAGAUAUUUAUGGAAUAUUCAUGUAUGUCUGACAGAUUUUGAUAAAUGAAUGGAUCAAUUAAAGAAUGUUUAGAAGUUGUGAAGAGUAUGACCAUUUCACUGAGAAUUAACCCAUCAGUUUUGA